Sinocyclocheilus grahami is the source of this 1203-nucleotide messenger RNA. Its product is annotated as NACHT, LRR and PYD domains-containing protein 12-like. The transcript is spliced from 6 exons. The coding region runs from base 1 to 1203 and encodes 400 amino acids. The record is from RefSeq and is a predicted model, not a curated record. Gene Ontology annotation, molecular function: protein binding. NCBI's taxonomy places the organism in Eukaryota, Metazoa, Chordata, Actinopteri, Cypriniformes, Cyprinidae.
AUGGUGGUCGAGAAGUUCAGGGAGGUAAAGGCACUUAGCGGCCUUCACGAAGGUCCAGAUUAUCUGAAAUCUGGAGAAAUAAGAGAAACCAAACUCUCCUCUUCACAGUGGUCCGCUCUGGUUUAUGUGUUGCUGACAUCAGAGCAGAAGAUGGAUAUGUUUGAUCUGAAACCGUUUAUUGUAGCACAACAUACAGCAGAUGAAGUUCUUCAGAAUCUGUUACCUGUGGUUAAAGAAUCCAGAUCAGCUCGGUUAUGUGGAUGUAAUCUCACUGCUCAGUCCUGUGAAAGUUUGUCUUCAGCUCUACAAUCCUCAAACUAUGUCCUGAGAGAACUGGACCUGAGUAACAAUGACCUGCAGGAUUCAGGAGUGAAGCUGCUCUCUGAUGGACUGAAGAGUCCAAACUGUCAGCUGGAGAUACUGAGAUUGUCUGGCUGUAUGGUGACAGAGGAAGGCUGUGGUUAUGUGUCUUCAGCUCUGAGUUCGAACCCCUCACACUUGAGAGAGCUGGAUCUGAGCUACAAUCACCCCAGAGAUUCAGGAGUCAAGCUGCUUUCUGAAAAACUGGAGGACUCAAACUGCUCAUUGGACAAACUGAAUGUGGAUCAUGGAGGAGAAUCCAGAAUUACAGCAGGACUAAAGAAAUAUGCCUGUUUUCUCACACUGGAUCCAAACACAGCACACACUCGUCUCAGUCUGUCUGAGGAGAACAGAAAGGUGACAGGUGCGGAAGAGGAUCAGCCGUAUCCUGAUCAUCCAGACAGAUUUGAUCGUGUGCUUCAGCUGUUGUGUAGAGAGAGUGUGUGUGGACGCUGUUACUGGGAGAUUGAGUGCAGUGGAGAUGUGUCUAUAUCAGUGUCAUAUAAGAGCAUCAGCUGGAAGGGAGACGGUGAUGAGUGUUGGUUUGGAUCUAAUGAUCAGUCCUGGAGUUUGAUCUGCUCUCCCUUCAGUUACUCAUUCAGACACAAUAGCAAACACACUGCUCUCCCUGUGAAGCCCAUCAGCAGGAGAAUAGGACUGUAUGAUGAUGAUGAUGAUGAUAACAGUAGAAUAGGAGUGUUUGUGGAUCACAGUGCAGGAACUCUGUCCUUCUACAGCAUCUCUGACACAAUGAGCCUCAUCCACACAGUCCAGACCACAUUCACUCAGCCGCUCUAUCCUGGGUUUUAUGUUUUUAUUGGGUCAACAGUGAAACUGAUUUGA